GUUAUCAUGAUUGUAGACAUGGUAGGGUAAAAGGGUAGCAAGGCAGGGUAGAGACCUAAUCUUCAUCGUGUGUAAGAUUUGUUUGAAGAUGUAAAGAUUUUUGUUUUUAUGAAAUAACAUUUAGAUUAACUUAAGUAAAGCUGAGAGCGGCAUCUCAUUAUAAAUUACUCUUCAUAGACUUUUGGGACAACCUCGUCACCAUGCCCACAGUCAUAGUGUUGGACGUUUCUUUAUCCAUGUCACUACCAGUGACUGUACCAGACUCUAAUGAAACGUUUACAAGCCUACAGUUAGCCAUUCAUGGGAUAAACAGCCUUCUGGACUACCUUUCGUUGUAUUCCAAGCUGGAGUUUGUUGCUCUGAUGACAUACUCUUCUUCUUAUGAAGUCCUGUCAACUUUCACUAGAGAUUUUGAAGUGUUGAAAAGCCGACUUGCCCAAUGUGAAGAGCAAGACAAAAGCUGUUUGGUGCCAGUCUUGACCGGAGUCAACAAAUUAGUGUUGGGAGAAUGGGGAAGCACUACCCCUUGUCAGGUAGUUCUGGUAACCAAUGGAGCAAGUCGUCGUCAUUCGGAACUUGAAGCUCUCAGUAAGAUCGGGCCGUUUGCGUCACCUUUGCCGUUUGCUUUCCCAGGGAAAUUGUCAGUGGUCGUUGUGGCACCUCCAGGUCCGACCAAUCCAAUAUUGUCUCAGGUAGUCAGGUUAUCUGGAGGAGAUGGUUCUGUGAUGCAAGUAGACUCUUGUCUCUCGCCUCAGUCAAUUUACAACCUGUUCCAACAACUAGCCGAAAAGAACUACGCUUCCUUCUGCGGCAUGUUGAAGUGCGGAAACCUCAGCUCCAAAGUGAUAUUGUCUCCAGCACCUAUGCCCUACACAAAGAUCACUGACUUUGAUUGCCAAACGUACAGUGUAGGCAGUGAGGUUGGAGUGUGUGGCUUUAUAGACAUGGCUCACGUUGGUAACCCUGCCGCUGUGUCUCGUCACCUCGUACUGCCCUUCCCUCCCUCCCCCUCUCCUGCCGCAGCUCCUCCAAUCAAACAGGAUAGCUCGGAUGACGAGGACGACUCGUCCCAUGAUGAGGGGAAAACUCCGUCUUUCUGCGUUUUACUGCACGGUGCACUCAAGGUAGAGAAUAUGGUGGCGUUAUGUCAAGUAGCCCCAGAAUGGUACGGUUUGCUCUACUCCUGGGCUGACUCCAAGAAGAAGUCUAACCUGAUGCUGACUCUGCUAGAGCCUGGUAACAACCCAGUGCCUUGGUUAGGAGACAUUACACAGCUGGGGACAGCAGAAUCUGAUAAACUAAACCCUGAGGAAACAUUUCCUGUCAAACCGACAGAGAAACGAAGCUACUCACAAAGCAAUGUAGUUUGGAUACGUCAAGCAGGGCUACAGUCUGACAUACAAAAGAUAUUACGUCACGCUCGGAAACUGCCAGAAAAAACACAGCACUUCUACAAGGAGCUGAACCGUGUGAGACGUGCUGCCAUUUCCCUCGGGUUCAUCUCGCUGCUGGAUGGUCUGGCGGCCAUCUUGGAGAGAGAAUGCACACUGCUCCCUGGGGGAGCUCACCCGGACUGUGCUCUACAGUUGACUCACGCAGCCAACGUGCUGCGCAAACCGUUCAGCAGGGACCCCAAGUUCAGCAUAGUGCCUAUGCGCACUCGCUUCCACGAGGGGGACAAUUGGCUAUUUCAACCUAAACCACAAACUGGUGUUAAAGAAAACUUACCUAACCCAAUUUGAAUACAUUUUAUGCAAGUUGAAAAGUAUGUUGGUAUGGUAAAAUCUUUUUAUUGGCUGGUGAUUUACAGACUGCAGCGCUCAUGUUUUGUACAGUUGUAAAUAUUGUAUUUCAUGUAUAUCGUUUGUGUAAAUUUUAAGUAUUUACAUUUUAUAAGUAAAUAUAAAAAGUCUAGCGAU
Molecule: messenger RNA, 1919 nt
Organism: Macrosteles quadrilineatus (aster leafhopper)
Lineage: Eukaryota; Metazoa; Arthropoda; Insecta; Hemiptera; Cicadellidae
Product: integrator complex subunit 14-like
Exons: 11
Coding region: 201-1742 (513 amino acids)
Biological process (GO): snRNA 3'-end processing
Cellular component (GO): integrator complex
Source: RefSeq, a predicted model, not a curated record